ACAUGAGUCUGUCUGAAGAAUUUUGGUACUUGAUUUUGGGAACAAUUGGCAUGAUUGGCAUCAUUCGAUUAACAGCUUUUUAUAUGAGAUUCGAGAGGAGUACAUGGCAAAUAUUGAACAUCUUUCAAAUUAUAAUUGGAAUGUCUACUGCCCGUGAACCGAAAAAAUUUGUGGAAAGAAUAGUUUUUGGCUCACUAUUGAUAACAUGCGUCGUCUACUCUGGUUAUUUUUAUUCAGUUAUUUUGGACAUCACUUGGCCAGUAAUAUCCGAAAUAAAUACUCUCGAAGAACUUGCUAAUUCAUCUUUAACACCGAUGGGCAUGCGCGAAGAUUUAGGUCCAUUAUAUACAUUAUGUAGGAAUAAUUUAAUUAUUGAAAAACUUUGUUUAAAAAUAGAUUAUCUAUAUACGAUACCUGUCUACUACAAUGAUUAUUGUAUGACAUACUUGACUGAACAUAAGAACAUAUCUUGUCUUUUAUCGAAUGCUGAGAAUGUUGUUAAUGAGUACAACUCUAAAAAUGAGGCAAAUAUUAAAAUACUGGACGAAAUUGUUUUUCAAGAUUUCAUUACCUACACUAAUUUGUUGAAUGUUCAUAAAGAUCUCCCUAAAAAAUUAAUUCGAUCUGCUUUUGAAUUUGGGCUACUUAAAGAACUUUUACCGUACAAAGUACGGGAAACCAAAAUUUUGCCACCAGAGGUAAUUGAGAAGGAAAAACUAUUCUUCGUACUAUUUCGUGUAUUAGCUAUUGGAUAUUCUCUCUCUUUGAUUUCUUUUCUGAUUGAAGUUUUCACUGCAAUAUUUGAACGCAGAAUGUAUACUCUUUACACGAGAUUUAGAUUUGCAAAUUAGAGAGACAUAUAUUCUGAAGCAAAAAUAAUAAUUCUUCAAUUGGGAUUAUUUCUAUAAAAUGCAAAUUCGUAGCAGAAAAUGAUUAAGAAAAAAUUAUUUUCUUGGGCCAAGAUGUCGAAAGUCGAAAGAAUUGAGAAGACGAAUUUUUAAGUACCCAUAUAUUUAAGUGGGUUUUAAUAUUUUGCAUGGAUGUGCUUUCUGAUAUUUAUUUUGUGACGUUAUUUGAAGAGAGGAUUUUUAAUUUUUGGUUCAAAACUAUAUAAUAGAAUGUUUAAAAAAUGAA
This is a messenger RNA of Leptopilina boulardi, 1134 nucleotides long. RefSeq lists its product as uncharacterized. The record is from RefSeq and is a predicted model, not a curated record. Lineage: Eukaryota; Metazoa; Arthropoda; Insecta; Hymenoptera; Figitidae. Bases 3 to 851 code for a protein of 282 amino acids. The transcript has 2 exons.